AUGGGUCUGAUCGAGGCAGUCUACAUCUUCAACGAGCGCAACAAUGUCAUCGUAACUCAUACUUUCACUGCGCGCCCACCACCUGCUUCCACUCUACUACCGCUAUACCUUGCCCAUGCAGAACCGAGACCGUCAUGUAUCUACCUGUCAGGAACAAACCCGCCGACACUACUGUUCUCCAUGCUACAAGAUGGCCUCUUGUUCAUGAGUCCCUGCUCGACCGACACGGAACCACUCGUCGUCCUCGAGUUCUUGCAUCGCGUCGCUGAUGCCCUUGAAGAGUUUCUGGGUGCACCUUUGCUGGCUAGUAAAUUGGAAGCAAACUACGAUGUUAUCGCCCAGGUCCUGAGUGAGAUGUGUGAUGGAGGGUUGAUUGGUGGUACUGAAGCCAAUGCGCUCAGAGAUGUUGUCGACACACCGUCAUGGAUGGGCAAGUUGCUGGGAGGUGUAGGGCUACCUGGCACGUCUCCCGCCUUAAACGCUGGCCAAACACCAUUUUCUGGCCUAGGAAGUGGUGGCAGUGGAAGCCUUACUCCUACACUAUCAACCGCUGGCUCUCAGAUUCCCUGGCGUCGCUCUAAUGUCCGUCACACAAGCAACGAGAUGUACGUCGAUAUUGUCGAAACCCUCUCCGUCACCUAUGCUCCUUCAGGCCGUCCUCUGGCUGCCUUUGCAAACGGCAGUAUCGCUUUUACCAGCAAGGUCUCUGGUGUACCCGACUUACUGCUAUCUCUACGUGCCGGCAGUGGACCCGGUGCCGAUAAAGUCAAACGCACAAUGGAACGUCCAGUCUUCCAUCCUUGCGUAAGACUUGCCCGCUGGCGCGACCACGCAGAACUUAGUUUCGUCCCUCCAGACGGCCGCUUUGUACUGGCUGGCUACGAUGUAGAUUUGCUAGACCCUUCAGCCUCGCCUCUGUCCGCCAAAGCCAAUGAUCUAAACUUGCCUGCUUCGAUAGAAAUACGCACAGGACUAGGCGCCACAGGUUCAGAUUUCGAAGUCCGUCUCACAGUUAGUCAUCGCUUUUACACCGGCACUGGCUCUUCUUCAGGAGCAUCUUCAGGAGCAGGAUCCGCAGCAGCAACAAGUCUAUCAAAUAACCUAGGUGCCCCUCGUCCAGCCACCCUCCGCGGCAACUCUGGCGAUGCAAAAGCACCACUUCUCGAGGAUUUGACCGUUAGUAUUCCUAUAACCGCUGCCGUACGCAAUAUCAGCGACUUGCGCGCUACAAAAGGCGAAGCACACUGGAGUCCCGGCGAUACCUCCAUCGAAUGGAAGAUUUCCGCAAAGGAAGCUGCAGGAAUUAGCAGUGCUGGUUGCAUUCUACGCUGUUCAGUAGUCGGCACCUCCUCCGAUGAUGACGAAGACUCAGCACCUCUUUCCAACGGCAUGAAAAGCAAUACCCACGACUACGACGACGAUGAAUACCAAAUCCCCAACACCAAGCCCAACGACACGAACCCAGCAACAAACAAAAAGAAAGCAAGACAAAACGCAAUUCUCAUGCCCGGAUCUGCGAGUCUGAGUUUUGGCGUCAAGGGAUGGUUAGCCAGUGGUUUGAAAGUAGAUAGUUUGGUCAUUGAUACUAAGAGGAGUAAAGGGCUUGGCGAGGGAGUGAGGCCGUAUAAAGGUGUCAAGUAUUUGACUGUGUCGAGGAAGGGUGUGGAGGUUAGAUGUUGA
Aureobasidium melanogenum CBS 110374 is the source of this 1680-nucleotide messenger RNA. Its product is annotated as clathrin adaptor, mu subunit. Lineage: Eukaryota; Fungi; Ascomycota; Dothideomycetes; Dothideales; Saccotheciaceae. The record is from RefSeq and is a predicted model, not a curated record. Bases 1 to 1680 code for a protein of 559 amino acids. Gene Ontology annotation, cellular component: clathrin adaptor complex; cytoplasmic vesicle. Gene Ontology annotation, biological process: endocytosis; intracellular protein transport. The transcript has 3 exons.